AUGGAAGAAGUUGUUGACGAGGGUGUAUUAGAUCGACAAAUGGGAUACGUAUCAAUACCGCUUUAUCCCUUGAGACAUAACAAACCAAUUACGCUAAAUCCCAUAGAAAUAUGA
Molecule: messenger RNA, 114 nt
Organism: Enterobius vermicularis (human pinworm)
Lineage: Eukaryota; Metazoa; Nematoda; Chromadorea; Rhabditida; Oxyuridae
Source: the annotation of a GenBank genome assembly